This is a messenger RNA of Cucurbita moschata (crookneck pumpkin), 2285 nucleotides long. Its product is annotated as calmodulin-binding receptor kinase CaMRLK-like. NCBI's taxonomy places the organism in Eukaryota, Viridiplantae, Streptophyta, Magnoliopsida, Cucurbitales, Cucurbitaceae. The record is from RefSeq and is a predicted model, not a curated record. Gene Ontology annotation, biological process: protein phosphorylation. The transcript is spliced from 2 exons. Gene Ontology annotation, molecular function: protein binding; protein kinase activity; ATP binding. The coding region runs from base 116 to 2149 and encodes 677 amino acids.
CCUCCAUUUCAUCCCUUAUUCUAUGGCCUUCCCCACUUACCCCUCUCCCACUUCACUUCUUUCCAUAAAAAUGCACCUCUCCAUCAACGACAGCUCCUGAGGGAGAUAGCUCGAAAUGGAACCUUUCCGUUUUUGCCGGAUUCUGAUUCUCACGGCGCUGAUUGCUUCCACCGCCGACGCUGCCUGCAACACCACCGACAGACAAUUCGUUUCCAGAGCUUUCAACUCUGUCUCCGGCUUCAACCUCUCCUGGGUUUUCGUCAACUCCCUGAACUCCACCCACUGCGCCAUUGAAGAAAUCAACCUCCCCUUCAAGAAUCUCACCGGAAUUAUUUCUUGGAGGUUUCUACGAAACUUGACUCACUUACGCUCCAUUGAUCUUUCCCGUAACUCGCUGGAAGGCUCUGUUCCGAAUUGGCUCUGGGGCGUACCGAGUUUGGUUCGUGUCGAUCUUUCCGGCAAUCGAUUUGGAGGAAAUGUUGGGUUUAAAUCUAAUUUUAGUAAUGGGUUUUCUUCUUCGAUUAGGGUUCUUAAUCUUUCUAGCAAUAGAUUCUCUAACUCUGUUCGGCUCUCUGUUUUUUCGCGGCUGGAAAUUCUGGAUCUCUCCCGGAAUAAUCUGCGGUUUCUCCCUUCUGGGUUGGGGAAGGUUAGGAAUCUAACGCAUUUGGCUGUUUCGAAGUGUAAUAUCUCUGGAAAUUUGAAACCCAUCUCUGUUCUUCAUUCGCUUGAGUAUUUAGACGUGUCGGGAAACUCCAUGAACGGUGAUUUUCCGGCGGAUUUUCCUCCGCUUGAUCGAUUGAAGUUCUUGAAUGUUUCGGUAAACAAGUUUAAGGGAGUGGUUAGCUCCGAAAACUAUAAGAAAUUUGGGAAAUCUGCGUUCGUUCAAACUGGGAUUACUUCAGUUCAUAUUAAUACCCACGCCGGAGACAGAGCCAGAGACAGAGCCGUCCCGAGGAACAAUACCAUCCAUUCACACAAACCCAUUAAGGAAUCAGUGAAAAAAGGCGAACCCGAAUCGAAAGCGAAGGCUCUGGUUGUAGCGGUGUCGGCUGGGGCAGGGGGUUUGUUUUUAGCGUCGGCUGUUGUAAUGAUGUGGCUAUGGUGGAGACGAAAGAGAAUGAUGAGGGAAAAGAACAAAUGGGCAAUUUCUACGCCCGUCCAAGUUCAGUUCAAGAUGGAGAAAUCUGGGCCGUUCGCUUUCGGGACAGAGUCUGGAUCCUCCUGGAUUGCUGACAUUAAGGAACCAUCUUCAGCUCCGGUUGUGUUGUUCGAGAAGCCAUUGAUUAGUCUCACCUUCAAGGAUCUGAUGGCUGCUACGGCGCAUUUCGGUAAAGAGUCCCUUCUUGCAGAGGGCAGGUGUGGCCCUGUUUACCGAGCCGUCCUUCCCGGCGAUAUCCAUGUGGUAAUCAAAGUCCUUGAAUCUGGUAGCUCCGUUCAUCGCGAUGGGGCUGUAGCCACGUUCGAGGAGCUUUCGGCUCUCAAACAUCCCAAUUUGUUGCCGCUCUUUGGUUACUGCAUUGCAGGUAAAGAGAAAUUGGUGUUGUACGAGUUCAUGGCGAACGGCGACCUCCACCGGUGGCUUCACGAGCUACCCACCGGCCAGCCCAACGUGGAGGAUUGGAGCACCGACACGUGGGAGAUCAACAACAACAACCACUCUAGUGUAUCUCUUUUAUCGUCACCGGAGAAGCUGGGUUGGCUAACACGCCACCGCAUCGCCGUCGGGAUCGCACGUGGGUUAGCGUAUCUCCACCACGCCAGAUCCAAACCAAUCAUCCACGGGCAUUUGGUGACGUCCAACAUUUUGUUGGCCGACGACUUCGAGCCUCGGAUUGGCGGGUUUGGGUUCCGACAUGUCGGCGGGGACAACUGCGGCGGAGUGGAGAAAGACGUGUACUGCUUCGGAGUGGUGUUGAUGGAGCUUUUGACGGGGAUGCCGGGAAGUGCCGACACGGUGGUCGGAGUAAGAAGGAUGGUAAGAGAGGGAAAAGCUUUAGAUGCCAUAGAUCCCAGACUACGGCUCGGCGGCGGUGAAUCGGAAAUGGUGGAAAGCCUCCGUGUGGCGUAUCUGUGUACGGCGGAGACGGCGUUGAAACGGCCUACAAUGCAGCAGGUCCGAGGGCUGCUCCAGGACAUACAUCCCACCUAGAGCGGACUCGUGUGAAUAUAACUCUCAAUUGACUAAACUGUCCUCAUCUCAUCGGGAAAUUACGAACAAUGCCACUGUGUAUCAAAAGGACGAAAAUGCCCUCGAGAAAAUCCAUUCUUGACCCAGCUUUUAAGAA